Messenger RNA from Moneuplotes crassus, 1924 nucleotides. The record is from the annotation of a GenBank genome assembly. NCBI's taxonomy places the organism in Eukaryota, Ciliophora, Spirotrichea, Euplotida, Euplotidae.
AGUGAUACCUGAGCAUUGAAAAGUAUGAAUAAGGAUCCUCCAGCGAAUGCUUCACCAAAUCCAUUUGAAAUGGUUAAUAGUUACUCUCAGAAUUAUUCUCACUGAAAUUUUGUGAAGAAGCUGACUGACCAUCAGUUGCUUGAUAAGUUGAAAAACUCGGUGAAUCAGGCUAUCACUCAUAAAAAUUAUGUCAAUGCCAUUUUCUAUGCUGAUAAGUUAAUCUCAUUAUCUAUCGAUGGGUCUGACUGCUACAAGGAGGCAAUUUAUGACCUUGCUAAUAUUUGUUACUUGGAUAGACAAUAUUCAAGAUGAAUCCAACUGAUUGAAAAGCAUGGGUGCUCUCUCAACAAGAAGCAUCCAUAUAGUGUAUUUACUGAGAAAUGACAAAUCCUUGCUGCUCAAGCCAUGCUUGAUUCUAAUAAAAUCGAAGAUUGAAUCGAAGUUCUUCAGAUUGGGAUUAAGGAAAUGAAUAAAGAUCCUAAUGAGGACUAUCCAGAUGGUCAGAAAUAUUACCAAAGUUUCAGACAUCUUCUCCUUGGCAAGGCUCUCGAAACUCAGGAGAAAAACUUUCAUGUGAUUGAGAGUUAUAAGAAAGCUCUUGAGUGGAACCCAGAGAACUUUGAAGCAUUCGAUCGCCUUUUUGGAAACUACUUACUUACUCAGGAAGAGAAGAAGUACUUCCUUGCUGAUGUAAAUUUCACUGAAGAUAAUCUUUGGCUCAGUGAUUACUAUAUUUUACGAAUCUACGGGGAGGUUGGCCAAGUUUUAGAAGGAAAGGUUGCACUUAGCCAGGAUGAACCUUGAAUUAAAAUAAGUAAUACCGAGCAUUUUAGUGAUGAGCCUAACGAGGAAAACCCGAAGAACCAACAUUUAACUUUUAUUGUGCCAGCAAGUUCUCAAGAUCAUGAAAAUAUUAGUGAUAGGGAAUGGAAAGAUCUCAGUAACCUCAAAUCACAAGAAGAGAAUCAUCCACCCAUUCUUGAAAUACUCAAGCAAAAUAACAACAGUUAUAUGAUGCUGCUUGAAGCAGAGAAAUUGUAUCACAAGAGGAAUCCAUCAGAGGCUUAUGAAAUUCUAAAGGCUAUAUUUGAUGAAGAUCUGUACUUCUUCAGUGCAAUUCCUCUCUAUAUUGCUAUUAUGACAGAAUUACGAAAAGUUUCUGAGCUAUACAUGCUUGCUCAUAACUUAGUUUGUUCAAGUUCUGGAUCUGCUAUCUCUUGGUAUGCAGUUGGGGCUUAUUACUACUUGAUCAAAAAGUAUGAUGUAUCAAGACAAUAUUUCAAAUAAAUCAAGCAAAAUAGAUCAAUACUUUGCCCCAAGCUGGAUAGCUUUAGGACAUAGUUAUGCACUCAAUGAAGAAGCUGAUCUAGCAAUGUCAGUAUAUAGAACGACAGCAAGGCUCUUUCCAGGCUGCCAUCAGGCAAACCAAUGCAUUGGAAUGGAGUAUUUUAGGCUUGGAAAUUCACCUAUUGCCUUGAUAUCGUUUAAUCAAGCCUUAAAAAUUUAUGAUAAUGAUGCUUUCCUUCAUAAUGAAAAAGGAAUAGUGCUUUUUAGAGAAAAGAAAUACGAUCAAGCUGAACAAUCAUUCUUUACCGCAUAUACCCUUGCAGAAGAUAAAAACAGCAAGAAUUUUGAGGCUAUCCUCAUGAAUUUUGGACAUUGCCAAAGAAAACUCAAGAGGUAUGAUGAGGCUAUUAUGUAUUAUGAGAAGUGCUUACACAUUGACCAAGAAAAUGCAGACACUUUUGGAGCUAUUGGAUUCACUUACCAUCUCAAACAAGAUUUCAGGACGGCAAUGAAUUACUACAACAAGGCUAAUUUCUUAAACUAUAACGACCAAUUCAUCCAGAAAAUGAUCGAAUGUGUACUGGAAGACUUAAGCCAAGUUCCUAUUGAAGACUUUAUUCAAGAAGCUGGAGUUUAG